AGAGGAUUUGCCACUUCCGAGGGAGGAGGAAGGGCCUGCGAAAAGGAGGCCGCUUGCUGGAGAAACGAAUAAGGGGAGGGCAAUACGUAAAGAGGCUGCGCUCAAGCCUUUAGGGUGGGAAUCGUUGCAAGUUCAUGGCGUUUGAGACUCUAAGCGGCUACUAGCUCUCCCUCCAGAGCAUCUGCCUUGCAUGGAGAAGACCCCAGGUUCGGUGCUCUGCAUCUCCAGGCAGGGCUGGGAGAGACUCCCUGCUUGAAACCCGGAAGAGCUGCUACCAGAACAAUCCUGUCCCGCCAUUUUUGGACCCUGUCGCCUACCGCUCAUCACCCAUGUAGCGUCUGAAGUUCAACAUUCUGGUGAGGGACAGGGACAGUGUGGGAUAGCUCCCCCCCCGUGCCUGUUUGCAGCAACCAAAGUGGGAACAGGACCUUCAGCGAUCAACGUUUGAAUGUUUCUCUGAGCCGUCCUCCGUUGGAGGAGCAACAUGGCUGGGGUGGAGCUGAGAGGCUCAGAUUUCGGCCUCCGGGUCCCGACUGCCGCAGAGCCAAGGGAGCAUCCUGGGAUAAAGAUAGGAGAGCAAGAUCCAUUGGAGUUGGACCAGGUGGGAGAUGGACGAGGCAGGACCCCUCAUGUCGUCCACGCCGGGAGUAUUGAGGAAUUUGUGCAGAGGAGUACGGAACCGUGUGUCGAUCUGGAAUCGAGGGAGGAGUUGCUCCAACGCUGGGAGGCCCAGUGGGAAGAGUUCUUGAGGAAAUUGGAGUCCCCUCACCUGGAACGGGGAAUCCCACAGUUGCCGGAAGAGCCCACCCCAUGGGAUGACGCUAAAGCCUUCCUGGUCUCCUUCGAGCUAGUGGCCGAAGCCUGCCGCUGGCCCAGGGAAGAGGGGGUGGCCCGGCUCUUGCCGGCCCUCGGCGGGGGAGCCCAGCAAACGUUCAGCAAGCUGGAAUCCCAGGACUGGAAGGACUACCAAAAGGUGAAGGUGGCCAUCUUGCGGGGGGCGGCCCUGAGGAGGGAGAAGCAGCGACAACACUUCCGGCGCUUCUGCUACCAGGAGGCCGGGGGUCCCCGGGAGGCUUAUGGCUGCCUCCAGGAACGUUGCUCUCAGUGGCUGAGGGCCGAGAGGCGCACCAAGGAGGAGAUUCUGGAGCUGCUGAUUCUGGAGCAGUUCUUGGCCAUCCUCCCGCCGGAGAUCCAGAGCUGGGUGAAGGAGCGCGGCCCGGAGUCCUGCGCCCAGGUGGUGAUCCUGGCCGAGGUUUUCCUGCAGGGGCAGGAAGAGGCGGAGAGAUGGCAGCUCCAGCCGCUGCCGGCACCAUUUGUCGAAGUGGCUGCGAGUUCCCCAGAGGCAGAGCAGGCACCAUCUGACUCCGGGCAAGGGCAGCCGUGCCAGGAAGUGAAGCGAGAGGAGGAGGAGGAGGAGGAGGCCGCCGCCUUCGUGGUGACCUCACUUGCAGAUAAAGGGCAGAGAAGCCUAAGCGCGGAGGGGAGCAAGACCCCAGAGCAGCCAGAGGCAGGGAGGCAAUACGGGGCACCGAGGCAGAGAGAAGAGAACAACUCUUCUCGGCCUUGCUAUGAUGGUCGUGGAGAUGCCCCCAAGACCUGGCACAGGCCUGAGUUCCAGCAACAACCCGAUCGAGGGGAGAGGCUGGAGGAAUUCCCCCCUUGUCAAAGAAAGGAGCAGAGAGCGAGCCAAGAGAGCGGUUACAGGCCAGUGAGUGAGCGCAAGAGGAAAAAUCAACGGGUAAGUCCCCAGCAAGCGGAACCAUCCGGAAGGAGAGCAGGAGAACUGCUUUCUCAGGGUGAGUACUGGGAAGACUCUGCCGAAGAUCAACGCAGAUGGGUAAAGCAGCGGCAGCGGCAAAGAAGCCAUUGCCAGCGGUUAGCAAAGACGCCUCCUGAUUCUGGAGAAGGGUUCAAGGAAGACUCGAGGCACCUUAAACGGGACAUGGUCAGUGGGAGUCGGAAGAGCCCGCCUCAACUGGCUGAUCGUGGAAAGGGCCUCGCUUGCAAGGGCCCAUUUAUGCCGCAUCAGCCAAUCUAUGGAGGGAGCGGCGUGCACAGCUGUUCUUACUGUGGAAAAACCUUCUGUGCGCAGUUGCAGCUUUCUAUCCACGAGAGAGCUCACGCGGGGAAGAAGCCUUACCAGUGCUCUCGCUGUCCAAGGGCCUUCAGCCAGCGCUCUCACUGUAUCGCGCACGAGCGAGCGCACAGCAGAAGGAAUCUCUGCCAGUGCUCAUCCUGCGGCAUGACCUUCAGCCAAAGCUGGCUCCUCCUCUUGCUCGAAAGGACCCAUGUUUGCAAGAAACACUAUAAGUGCUCUUACUGCGCGAAGAGCUUCGUUUGGAAGUCCCAGAUCAUUCUACAUGAAAGGACCCAUGCGCAGGAAGAACGAUGUAACCAGGAAAAAAUGUACAAGUGCUCUGUCUGCGAGGAAUCGUUCAGCCAUCGCUGGCUCUGCGCUAUGCAUGAAGGAAUCCACACUGGGGACAAACCGUAUGAAUGCUCACAGUGUGGGAAAAGAUUCUAUUCAGACGCUGGCCUUACCAAUCAUGAAAGAAUCCAUGCCGCAGAGGUGGAAAUGGCAUGAAUGACCAAGGGCAAUGAGGAGCCCUCGGGGAGUUAUUGGGCUUCACCUCCUGUAGCCCCAGCCAGCAUGACCAAUGGUUGGGGACUAUGGCAGUUGUAGUCCAGCAGCAUCGGUGGAGGGGGACCACACUGGCCACCCCGAUGGAACUUUGUUUACAAACUGCACCUUAUUAAAACUGGAGGAAUUCACAGACCUAAUGUGACGCUGGGGAAAGCUUUUGUAAGGGCUGAACUGCCUGUGGAAUUUUGCACAUGGGUUCCCCUCCAGUGCAGGCUUUGCCUUCCAUAAAUAGUUGGUGUGGGAGGUCAGGGUGGUUUGAACCCUUAACCCAGCGGUUCUCAAACCUUUUUGAUUCGCGGCGCACUGUAAAACAUAUAAAAAUUUUCUGGCGCACUUUG
Molecule: messenger RNA, 2982 nt
Organism: Rhineura floridana
Lineage: Eukaryota; Metazoa; Chordata; Lepidosauria; Squamata; Rhineuridae
Product: zinc finger protein with KRAB and SCAN domains 8-like
Exons: 5
Coding region: 485-2584 (699 amino acids)
Biological process (GO): regulation of transcription by RNA polymerase II
Molecular function (GO): RNA polymerase II cis-regulatory region sequence-specific DNA binding; DNA-binding transcription factor activity, RNA polymerase II-specific
Source: RefSeq, a predicted model, not a curated record